UCUGCCUCUGGAUCUGCCUCUGGAUCUGCCUCUGGAUCUGCCUCUGGAUCUGCCUCUGGAUCUGCCUCUGGAUCUGCCUCUGGAUCUGGCACGCCCACACUCUCUAACGCUGACUCCGAGACAGGUCUCAAUUCUGAGGCCGGUUCUUCCCAAGGCUCGACUUCUUCUUCAAGCUCCUAUCUUGCUUCUGCCACGGUCAGUGGUGUCUCGGCAGUUUCUGAGGCUGGAAACGGCAUUGGAGAUGAGACCGAGCAAGCCGGUGCUACCUACGACGCAACCAGCUCGAGCGAUUCCCAAACCAGUGGCGCUAAUGCUCGAACCAACAUCACUGCUUCUACCUCGACAAGUUCUGGAUUCCAGAGACUUUACAGCACUACUUCGGUGACUGCGUCUUCCACUAUCCCCCCAACCAUGGUUUCUACCACGUCUGCCGCAACUAGCACUCUUUUCACUGGCGCGGCACCUGCCAUUCGCCUGACGAAUCGACAGAUGUUUGGGUUCCUUCCCGGUGGCGUAACUCUUCAAGGCCAAGCCAGCUUGUCAGACAUCGCCUUUCAACCACAUUAUGAUGAACCAUUAUACCACAGUCAUGACACAUCGAGUGGGCCCGGCUAA
Aspergillus saccharolyticus JOP 1030-1 is the source of this 615-nucleotide messenger RNA. RefSeq lists its product as uncharacterized. Lineage: Eukaryota; Fungi; Ascomycota; Eurotiomycetes; Eurotiales; Aspergillaceae. The transcript has 3 exons. The annotation marks the transcript as partial. The record is from RefSeq and is a predicted model, not a curated record.